GCGAGGGCGAUCACCCGGCGUCGAAGAAGUAGGAGUCUUAUACACGGAGAAGCUUAUGGUUCUACCAAUAUAAAUCUCAAUUUACCAACACAAUGAAGAUCCUACUUUUCUUUAUUUUAUUAUUGAAAGGUGUGUUUGGUGAUCCAGGUGAAGUGAAGUCUGUGUCGGUGAUGGAGGGUGAAAAUGUCACUCUAAACACUCAUCUUACUGAACUACGAAGAGAUGACCUGAUCGUGUGGACGUUUGGAGCUCAAAAAAGUCGUAUAGCUCAAAUCAACCAAGCAUCUAAUAUUAUCUGCACAGAUGUGCAAUGUGAAGGUGCUGAUGAGGGAUUCAGAGACAGACUGAAGCUGGACAAUCAGACUGGAUCUCUCACCAUCACUGACAUCAGAACAAAACACUCUGGACUUUAUACAAUAAAAAAUUACAGAACAGAGGAUUUAUCCAAGAGUUUUAAAGUGAUGGUCUAUGCUCAUCUACCCAUUCCUGUCAUCAACAGAAACUCUUCUCAAUGUUCAAAAUGUGUGUUGUUGUGUUCAGUGAUGAAUGUGACACAUGUCAGUCUCUCCUGGCACAAAGGAAACAGUUUAUUGUCCAGCACCAGUGAGUCUGAUCUCAACAUCAGACUCUCUCUACCUCUGGAGGUGGAAUAUCAGGAUACAAACACAUACAGAUGUGUCAUCAACAAUCCCAUCACAAACCACACACAACAUCUAGACAUCAAUGAUGUCUGUCAGCCGUGUUCAAAAGCAGGACUGUCUUUAGGUGUUAUUAUAGCAGCCAUAGUCUGUGUUGUGCUGUGUGUGUGUGUUGUUGUUGGAAUUGGUCUUUACUGCUGGAGAACUAGACAAGCAAAAAAGAAGGAUACAACAGACCAUGGUCCUGGGGAAGAAAGUGUUCCACUAAAGGGAACAUGUAUUGAGAAAAAUGGAGUGAAGAAAGUGGAAGUGGAGGAGGGAAGGUCUGUUACUUUAAAUACUGGAGAGACUGAAAUACAAGGAGAUGAAGUUGUAUGGUGGUUUGGAGAAGCAGUUAAUUCCACAAGCUCAUGCGUUGUAAUCACCAAAUUAAAUGCGCAAGGUGAGGAGGAGGAGUGUGAUAAUGUUGAUAAAAGAUUUAAAGACAAACUACAGCUGGACCCUCAGACUGGAGAUCUCACCAUCACAAACAUCAGAACCACAGACUCGGGACUUUAUACACUACAUAUCAGCAGAGAGAAGAUCAAGUUAUUUGUCGUUAUUGUUCAAGAAAAAAGUAAGAUUGUCACUGUGACCGAAGGAAAUUCUGUUACUCUACCAACGGACGUUUUUAAAUUCAAGAGACGUGAUGUGAUACAGUGGAAGUUUGGAGACACGUGGUUGGCCAAAGUUACCAGAGGAUGCUCAAAACUAGAAGCUCAUGGGAUCUUUAAAGACAGUCUCUCUUUGGAUAGACAAACUGGAGAGCUUACCAUCAAAAACAUCCAGACUGAACAUGCUGGACUCUAUCACCUUCAGAUCCAAAGCACACAGACAAUGUACAAAACGUUCAGUGUUUUGGUGACGCCAUUGACUGCACGCGCAUUAAGGUCUACAACUAUUUGAGUUUUGUUUUUCUGCACAGCUCAAAGCCACAGAGCAUACUGGAAAGUUACUGUAAUGUGUUUACAUGAGACCAAUCUUGUGGCACUAUAGGUGGAGGGGGUCUAGAACAGUAUUUGCUCGUGUCUAGCGAUCCCAAUGCUCCGCACUGUAAUUAAACAUCUAAAAUGAUCUUUAUUUUUAUGUUUUCGGAGAGGUGCACCUGCUUUGUUACAGACACAUCUGAAGCAUGCAUGCUAAGAUGUACUCAGGCAGCCUGCGCUUCCGAUACACACAGAACUACACUAUUUAAAAAUGUUUUAUCUCUAUACAAGAAUUCACACAGACUUUAUCUGAUGUGUUAAAUCUUGUGUAAAAAUAUAAAUGUAACAUUAUAACCCUUGCAAAGGCCUGACUCAAUGUCAAACAAUAAAAGAAACAAACAAGUUCAAAAAAAUUCUUAUAGAUAUUGGUUUUGACUUGCUGUGUGCCAAAUCUAUUGGUAUUACCAUGAUAUUAAGGUAUGGUUGGAGCGAUCCAACAAAUCAAACAUCAUUUUGAAGGUUUUUGAACAGAAAAAAAACUAAUUUUUGAAAGUUUUCACAUUGCGUUUCAAUUUGCCUGGAGGGUUUACAUUUUUAAUAAUGUAUAAGAUUGUGCUGUUUUAAUAGAACACUUAAAUCACCUAAAGAAACCUUUUUGAAAGAAAUUGUUUUGAAAGCACAUAAGUGGUAUUAAAAGGAUUCGUAAAGAAAUGUGUUUUAUUAGGGCUGUGAAUUUAAUGCAUUCAUUGUAAUGCAGGCAUAAUGGAAAAAUAACGGGCAUGAAUUUUUUUUAUUU
Molecule: messenger RNA, 2399 nt
Organism: Triplophysa dalaica
Lineage: Eukaryota; Metazoa; Chordata; Actinopteri; Cypriniformes; Nemacheilidae
Exons: 7
Coding region: 93-1583 (496 amino acids)
Source: RefSeq, a predicted model, not a curated record